AUGGCUCGUACCAAGCAGACAGCCCGAAAGUCCACCGGUGGUAAGGCUCCCCGUAAGCAGCUUGCCACCAAAGCCGCCCGUAAGUCGGCCCCCGCCGCCGGUGGUGUCAAGAAGCCUCACCGUUACAAGCCCGGUACCGUCGCUCUUCGUGAGAUUCGUCGCUACCAGAAGUCGACCGAGCUCCUCAUCCGAAAGCUCCCCUUCCAGCGUCUCGUCCGUGAGAUCGCCCAGGACUUCAAGACUGACCUCCGAUUCCAGUCGUCCGCCAUUGGCGCUCUCCAGGAGGCCGCCGAGGCCUACCUCGUCUCGCUCUUCGAGGACACCAACCUGGCUGCUAUCCACGCCAAGCGUGUUACUAUCCAGCCCAAGGACAUCGCCCUUGCCCGCCGUCUCCGUGGCGAGCGCUCCUAA
Messenger RNA from Pseudozyma hubeiensis SY62, 411 nucleotides. RefSeq names its product histone H3.2. The transcript has a single exon. The record is from RefSeq and is a predicted model, not a curated record. Gene Ontology annotation, molecular function: DNA binding; protein heterodimerization activity; structural constituent of chromatin. Bases 1 to 411 code for a protein of 136 amino acids. Lineage: Eukaryota; Fungi; Basidiomycota; Ustilaginomycetes; Ustilaginales; Ustilaginaceae. Gene Ontology annotation, cellular component: nucleosome.